AUGGCCAUUCCACGCUUCCCCAAGAAGGCGCCCGCUGCUGUGACAAGCACUGACAAAGGGGGGGGAUUGCAAUCUUGGGGCAGCAUGCGACCGAAACCCUAUUCAAGCCAGUUGCUGGCCUUCUCAUUCUUUCUCUGCUUCACUGCUGGCUGCUUGCAUGUCGCCUCGGACAAUCUUGUUUUUUUUUCUUCGGACAUUUCCACUUCCGAUACUAAUGUUCCGACUCAUGUAUCAACGCCGCGCAGUAGUAGUAGUCCUUGAUAUGGCAUCGCAAUCCGAAAUCGAGUUUGAAGGCAAGCCAUCGCACGUGGCUAGUUCGCUGUCUUGCAGUUGCAUCCUGUGCCUGCGCCCAAUCUGUAGUUACGUGCACAUAAUGUCGUGCUGUACAUCACCCACGUACAUACGUACU
Periconia digitata is the source of this 409-nucleotide messenger RNA. The record is from the annotation of a GenBank genome assembly. NCBI's taxonomy places the organism in Eukaryota, Fungi, Ascomycota, Dothideomycetes, Pleosporales, Periconiaceae.